Acanthosepion pharaonis is the source of this 864-nucleotide messenger RNA. The record is from the annotation of a GenBank genome assembly. NCBI's taxonomy places the organism in Eukaryota, Metazoa, Mollusca, Cephalopoda, Sepiida, Sepiidae.
AUGGGCCAUACUAUUAGAUUACCUCUCGGACUAUCAGGAUAUUAUCUAUCUAUCAUAUCUAUGUUCAUAUCUCUUUAUCUUUUUCAGUAUGUUAAUAUCUAUCUAUCUAUCUAUCUAUCUAUCUAUCUAUCUAUCUAUCUAUCUAUCUAUCUAUCUAUCUAUUUACAAAGGCCAUAUUUUUAUUCUUUUCAUUUCUUAUUUGAUCUCGUAGGAAAUGUUAUUUUUUUCCUUCAUUCUUUCUUUCUAUCUUUCUUUCUUUCCUUCUGUCCAUGUUUCUUUCUUUACUCCCUUCUUUCUUUAUUUCUUUUAAGGCUUGCAAAUGUUUUCUCAUUAGCUUUCUCCUCUCCUUAUAAAAAUAAAUUUCCCUCCAGGCUCCCUUACCGAAUUCUUUUGGUUUCCUUUUGUCCGCUUUUUGCUCCCUGCCUUUUUCCAUUUCGAUUUUUCGUCUUCCCGAUUUGCAACUCCAUCACACAUAUCUUCACUUUGACCAAUGCAUUCGUUCUAAUUUCUUUCUUUCUUUCUUUCUUUCUUUCUUUCUUUCUUUCUUUCUUUCUUUCUUUCUUUCUUUUCUAUCCAGCUGUCGAAUCUUCUUUCUUGUUUAAAUUACUUCUCUUCAUAACACUCCGUUACUCUUGUACAUUCUCACUAAGUCUCCAUUUCUAUCUCCUCCUCAAUUAUUCGUUGUCUAGUCCUUUCUUUCUUCUUUUCUUUUCUUUAAUUCUCCUCCUGAAAUAUUCUUUUCCUUUUCCCCCCUUUCAGUCGCUACCGCCAAUCAUUUCUGUCGCUCUCUUUCCCAAUCUUCUGUCUGUCUCUGGUGUUUUCUCCCAUCUGUUGACUCAUAGGCAUCUGUUAAAUGCGCUGUAA